CCUCAGAACCUCAGCAAGUGCAUCCUACAAUCUAUAUCUGUAGGCGCCACCACGGCCAUUACUCUUUUAUCUCGUUUUAUCACUUGAAAAAAAGAAAAACAAAAACAAAAACAUGGCCCAGCACGGAGGGUUCUGGUUUGGUGCGGAUGUGGACAUCCUGUUCGCUGGAUGGCCUUCUGGUCAUGGCCACUUCCAUUUCUACAUGGCCCUAGUCCUCGUGUUCAUGCUGUCGAUGUGCGCCCAGAUGUAUGCAAUGACUCCCAUGACCUCCCCCAAGAUGGUUCCUAAGAGUCUCAUCCAGCACGCCGCCCUCCAUUGCUUUCGUACUUUCAUCAACUUCUUGGUCCUCCUCUGUGUCAUCACCUUCAACCUUGGAGUCUUAAUCACAGUACUCCUGGGCCACGUAGGCGGCUACGUAGCUCUCACAAUGUACAUCCACUAUCACUUCCCGGCCCCCGUCGCUGAUGCCCCGGAUAACGAUGAAAAAGCCUGACGAACCCUCUAGCCACCGAGUUUCCGUAUCAGUACUUAUUCUGAUGGCUACUUCGUUUAUUUAUAUACUUAUCUAUUUAUAUGGGGAGGUGACUUGAGAGUAGAGGUCUCUAUUCCUCCAUUACAGACUAAGCUGUAGUGUGCGCAUUCACAGGUUAUUGUUACUCUUAUACUUUUUUUUUUUGGUUGAAAUUGGAACAUGCUACUGAUGCUUUUAAGUGUGUUAGUUAAUAAAAAUAUAGUUCUUUGUUCCGAA
Molecule: messenger RNA, 748 nt
Organism: Vitis vinifera (wine grape)
Lineage: Eukaryota; Viridiplantae; Streptophyta; Magnoliopsida; Vitales; Vitaceae
Product: copper transporter 3
Exons: 1
Coding region: 113-493 (126 amino acids)
Biological process (GO): copper ion transmembrane transport
Cellular component (GO): membrane
Molecular function (GO): copper ion transmembrane transporter activity
Source: RefSeq, a predicted model, not a curated record